AUGGCCGAGCUCUCGCCGGAGCUGCAGGAUCGGCUUGACGAGCUGGAGAAGGAGCUGGAGGAAGGAGAUAUCACACAGAAAGGAUACCAGAAGCGGAGGACACAGCUCUUCUCUCAGUUUGGCGUGCCCCCAGGCUUCCAGGCCCUCCAGACAUCCGGCAGCAAUGGCCCUCAGUCACCAACAGAAGGCGGCCAGCAGCAAGACCAUCGCGAUGCCUCCUUUGCGGCGCUGAAUGCCAACUCGUCCGUCGCGUCUUCCUACUCACCCGCCCAGUCCGCUGCGGCCGAGCUCCGCGUCCACUCGCCGUCCUACCCAACAAACCUUCUUGCACCCGGCGGCCCAAUUGCGGAGCAGCGCGCCCACCUUUCUCCCCACGACUCGCUCUUCCUUUUCCCUUCGUCUCCGCAAGGCGGCAACGACAAUCGUCUCUCCGCUGUAGGAGGCAGUGGCAGCGACCCGGCGCGGACGGCCACCGACAUGUCUCGAUCAGCGACCAUGGUGUCCACCGACUACGCGUUCAACCCGGACAGCCAACAGCAGCGUUACGACGACGGAAGCGACGGAUAUGGCGUGAAAGAUGGGGCCAAGACCAUGCAGUCCAUGCAGUCCAUGCAGAACCCCUACGACAGCCGCGCAGGCAGUAUGCUCGACACACAGCAGGCCUAUUUCUCCGACUUUGCCGGGCAACAGUCCUACGACCAGGGGCCAAUGUCCGGUGACUACGGCGGCGCGCAGCGCUACUCGAGCGGCGGCGGCGAUCCCUUCUCCCCGAUUGCGCUGGGCCAUGGCCCGCGCUACCCGGUCGGCGAUGCUUUCUCGCCCACGGCCGCGACCGCGCCGCCCAUGCUGACGGCCAACGACCUCCCGCCACCCGACGCCCUGCAGUACCAGUUGCCGCUCGAGCCGCGGGACGUGCCCUUUGCCAUCUACGACCCCCACGACGGGAACACACCCAUGUCCAAGUUCGACAACAUUGCCGAAGUCCUGCGCCACCGCGGCCGCACGACCUCCAAGAUGCCCGCCUACUGGGUCCUCGACGUCCGCGGCAAAGAAAUCGCGUCCAUCACAUGGGAGAAGCUGGCCGCGCGUGCCGAGAAGGUGGCCCAAGUCAUCCGUGACAAGAGCUCGCUGUACCGUGGUGACCGUGUGGCGCUCGUCUACCGCGACUCCGAGAUCAUUGAGUUCGCGAUCGCGCUGCUCGGCUGCUUCAUUGCCGGCGUCGUGGCUGUGCCCAUCAAUGAUUUCAACGACUACCAAAAGCUGAACCUGAUCUUGACCUCGACACAGGCCCAUCUGGCGCUGACCACCGAGAACAACCUCAAGACGUUCCAGCGCGACAUCACAACACACAAGCUGACCUGGCCCAAAGGUGUUGAGUGGUGGAAGACCAACGAGUUCGGCAGCUAUCACCCGAAGAAGAAGGACGACAUGCCGCCGCUGUCCGUCCCCGACCUGGCCUACAUUGAGUUCUCGCGCGCCCCCACGGGCGACCUGCGCGGCGUUGUCCUGAGCCACCGCACCAUCAUGCACCAGCUGGCGUGCCUGAGCGCCGUGGUGUCGACCGUCCCUGGCAACCGGCCGAACGACUCGUUCACGGGCUCUACGCUGCGCGACAAGAACGGCCGGCUGAUUGGCGGCGGCGCGAGCAGCGAGAUCCUCCUGUCGUACCUCGACCCGCGCCACGGCAUCGGCAUGAUUCUGGCCGUGCUCUUUGCCGUGUACGGUGGCCAUACCGUCGUCUGGCUGGAGCAGAAGACGACCGAAGUCGCCGGCCUGUACGCCCACCUGAUCUCCAAGUACAAGGCCACCCUCAUGGCCGCCGACUACCCCGGCCUCAAGCGCGCCGUGUACAACUACCAGCAGGACCCCAUGACCACGCGAAACUUCAAAAAGGGCAUGGAGCCCAACUUCCACUCCGUCAAGAUGUGUCUGAUUGACACGUUGACUGUCGACCCCGAGUUCCACGAGAUCCUCGCCGACCGCUGGUUGCGGCCGCUGCGCAACUCGCAUGCUCGCGAAGUCGUCGCCCCCAUGUUGUGUCUUCCAGAGCAUGGUGGCAUGGUGAUCAGCAUCCGCGACUGGCUGGGUGGCGAAGAGCGCAUGGGCUGCCCUCUCAAGCUGGAUCUCGGCGACGGCAACGACUCGGACGACGACGAUUUCGACGGCAAGAAGGCCGAUGCGUCGGACAUGGUGACGCCCAUGGCGGAGGGUGGUUUCGGCUCACUGCUGGGUGGCGGCACGACCGGCAAGAAGGAGCAGCGCGCUGCUAACGAAUUAAGCGAAGUGCUCCUCGACAGCGAGGCCCUCAAGACGAACGAGGUGGUCGUGCUGGCUAUGGGCGAAGAGGCGCGCAAGCGGCACGGCGAGGCCGGUGCUGUGCGUGUUGGCGCAUUUGGCUACCCGAUCCCCGACGCCACGCUCGCCGUCGUCGACCCGGAGACCUGUCUGCUGUCCUCGCCGCACACGAUUGGUGAGAUUUGGGUGGACUCGCCUUCCCUGUCGGGCGGCUUCUGGGCCCUGCCGAAGCACACAGAGCAGAUAUUCCACGCCCGGCCCUACAAAUUCGAUCCGGGCGACCCGACACCGACAGCCGUGGAGCCCGAGUUCCUUCGGACGGGCCUUCUCGGCACCGUCAUCGAAGGCAAGAUCUUUGUUCUCGGCCUCUACGAGGAUCGCAUCCGCCAAAAGGUCGAGUGGGUUGAGCCGGACAACGACAUCGUUGAGUACCGCUACUUUUUCGUGCAGCACAUUGUCUUUACGAUCCUGCGCACGAUCCCCAAGAUCUUUGACUGCUCCGCCUUUGACGUCUUUGUCAACGACGAGCACCUGCCAAUCGUCCUCCUGGAGACGACAUCGGCCUCGACGGCGCCGGCCACGACCGGCGGUCCGCCGCGCCAGCUCGACACGGCCCUUCUCGACUCGCUGGCCCAGCGGUGCAUGGACGUUCUGAUGCAAAUGCACCACCUCCGCGUGUACUGCGUCAUGAUCACCGCGCCCAACGCGCUGCCGCGCGUGCUGAAAAAUGGCCGGCGCGAAAUCGGCAACAUGCUGUGCCGGCGCGAGUUUGACAACGGCAACCUGGCCUGUGUGCACGUCAAGUUUGGCGUCGAGCACGCCGUGCUCAACCUGCCGUUUGGCGUCGAUCCCAUGGGCGGCAUCUGGUCGCGCAUCGCCUCCGACUCGCGCGGCCACAUCCUGGCGGGCGCGGACAACCAGUACUCGGGCAUCGACCGCCGCGAGGUCGUCAUGGACGACAAGACGAGCACGCCGCUCAACAACUUCAACAGCAUCACCGACCUGAUCCAGUGGCGCGUGGCGCGGCAGGCCGAGGAGCUGGCGUACUGCACCAUUGACGGCCGGGGCAAAGAGGGCAAGGGCAUCACAUGGAAGAAGUUUGACACGCGCGUCGCCGCCGUCGCGGUGUACCUCAAGAACAAGGUGCGCCUCAAGGCGGGCGACCAUGCGGUGCUCAUGUACACGCACUCGGAGGACUUUGUCUUUGCGGUGCACGCCUGUCUGAACCUGGGCAUUGUCGUGAUCCCCAUGGCACCCAUGGACCAGAACCGGCUGUCCGAGGACGUGCCGGCGUUUCUGCACCUCGUGGCCGACUUCAAGGUGCGCGCGGUGCUUGUCAACAGCGAAAUUGACCAUCUGCUUAAGAUGAAGACGGUCUCGCAGCACGUCAAGCAGUCGGCGCAGGUGCUGAAGCUGUCGGUGCCGAGCAUCUACAACACGUCGCGGCCGUCGAAGCAGAACAGCGGCCUGCGCGACUUGGGCAUCACCAUGAACCCGGCCUGGGUGCAGGCCAACUACCCGGCCCUGAUCUGGACCUACUGGACGCCCGACCAGCGGCGCGUGGCCGUCCAGCUGAGCCACGACACCAUUUUGGGCAUGUGCAAGGUGCAGAAGGAGACGUGCCAGAUGACGAGCUCGCGGCCCGUGCUGGGCUGCGUGCGCAGCACGACCGGCCUGGGCUUUGUGCACACGUGUCUCAUGGGCAUCUACAUUGGCACGCCGACGUACCUGCUGUCGCCUGUCGAGUUUGCGCAGAACCCCGUGUCGCUCUUCCUGAUCCUGUCCCGCUACAAGAUCAAGGACACGUACGCCACGCCGCAGAUGCUGGACCACGCCAUGUCGAGCAUGCCGGGCAAGGGCUUCACGCUGCACGAGCUCAAGAACAUGAUGAUCACGGCCGAGAGCCGCCCGCGCGUCGACGUCUUCCAAAAAGUGCGCCUGCACUUUGCGGCCACGGGCCUGGACCGCACGGCCAUCAACACGGUGUACUCGCACGUACUCAACCCCAUGGUGGCGUCGCGCUCGUACAUGUGCAUCGAGCCCAUUGAGCUGUGGCUCGACACCAAGGCGCUGCGCCGCGGCCUCAUUAUGCCCGUCGACCCGGACGCCAACCCGCGCGCCCUGCUCGUGCAGGACUCCGGCAUGGUGCCCGUGUCCACGCAGAUUGCCAUUGUCAACCCCGAGAGCCGGCUGCUGUGCCUGGACGGCGAGUUUGGCGAGAUCUGGGUCGACUCCGAGGCGUGCGUCAAGUCGUUUUACGGCUCCAAGGACGCGUUCGACAAGGAGCGCUUCGACGGCCGCACCGUCGACGGCGACCCCAGCAUCCGCUAUGUCCGCACGGGCGACCUGGGCUUCCUGCACAGCGUGAGCCGGCCCAUCGGCCCCAGCGGCGCCCAGGUGGACAUGCAGGUGCUCUUUGUGCUCGGUAACAUUGGCGAAACAUUUGAGAUCAACGGCCUGAGCCACUUCCCCAUGGACAUUGAGAACUCGGUCGAGCGCUGCCACCGUAUCAUUGUGCCCGGCGGAUGUGCCGUCUUCCAAGCCGGUGGGCUCGUGGUGGUGCUGGUCGAGGUUGCACGCAAGGCCUAUCUGGCCUCCAUUGUGCCCGUCAUCGUCAACGCCAUCCUCAACGAGCACCAGAUCAUCGUCGACAUUGUGGCCUUUGUCAACCGCGGCGACUUCCCGCGGUCCCGCCUGGGCGAGAAGCAGCGCGGCAAGAUCCUGGCCGGCUGGGUCUCGCGCAAGAUGCGCACCAUGGCCCAGUUUGCCAUCCGCGACCUGGCCGCGCUCGACCAAGACAGCAAUGUGAUGGGCAACAGCAGCAGCAGCGGUGCGGCCACCGAUGCCAACCGGGCCAGUCUCAGUAGUAUGCGCAGCGGCGGGCCCGGCGGCAGCGGCGGCGCACCGUCGUCUGCCGGCCCCCCACAGAUCCUCGAGCAGCGCGAACUGGAGCAGCAGCACGACAACGAGUUUGCGUAUGGCGCCGAGAGCAGCGGUGACGGCACCCGCACCAGCAGCGUUGGUGACGUCAGCGGUGGCGGCAACAUCAACAGCAACAACGACAACGACGGCCUCCCACCGCCCAACUUUGGCGCGGUCGAGAUGCCGGCGGACGACAGCGUCGUUGUCACGCGGCCGUCAACGGCACGAGACGGCCAGGACGGCUACAGCGACCACGAGUACGAGUACCAAAACGAAAACGAUGUUCUCACGCCGACGCAGGCCCAUGCGGGCGGCCUGCUGGCCGUGCGCAACGUCGACGCCCAUGCGGACUCGAGCUCCGACGAUGAUGCCAAGCGCCCGCCGCCGCACAUUGGACGCAAACCUGUCCCACGCAAGAGUGUCCAGUCACCACCCCCCAGCGCACCAGGACAAGCACCACCACCACCGCCAAUUCCACAACAGCAGCAGCAGCAGCAGCAGCAGCAACACGACAUGUUCUUGCCGGGCGUGGACGGCCGGCCGUCGAUGAACAAUGACUGGCGGUUGAGCCAGGUCAUGUACAGCAACGAUGGCGGUGUCGUGGGCGCCGCCGACGCCAGUGCGGGUGGCCGGCCCGUGUCGGUGUCGGACGACGAGUGGGCGCGCGAUGCGAUGCACGGUUUGAGUUUGGCCGACAACGGCGAGCAGAGGUAG
This is a messenger RNA of Sporothrix brasiliensis 5110, 5931 nucleotides long. RefSeq lists its product as uncharacterized. The record is from RefSeq and is a predicted model, not a curated record. The transcript has 4 exons. Bases 1 to 5931 code for a protein of 1976 amino acids. Gene Ontology annotation, cellular component: cytosol. NCBI's taxonomy places the organism in Eukaryota, Fungi, Ascomycota, Sordariomycetes, Ophiostomatales, Ophiostomataceae.